AUAAUCCACCCGCUGGCAUCCACACGGUCACAUGAUCAGCCCUUCACACUGUGGACUGAGUUUAAAGUCCUCGCAGGACACAUCUGCUCAGCGGAAGCCCCGGAGGUGACAGCUGCCCGCUGUUCUGAGCUGUCAUCUGAAAAGGAUUCCAAAAUGGCGGCCAGCAAGAAGCUUCUGAAUUCGGUGACUGGCUGCGUGGACGAUGCUCUGCGGGGACUGACGUCAUGUUGUCCCGGUCUGCGCCUUCUCCAAGGCCACCGAGUGGUCCUCCGAGCAGAUCUGGAAAGAAUCGAGGGGCGCGUAGCCCUGUUGUCUGGAGGUGGUUCAGGACACGAGCCGGCGCACGCAGGCUAUGUUGGACACGGGAUGCUCACGGGAGCCAUUGCCGGCCCCGUCUUCACCUCUCCUCCAGUUGGCAGUAUCGUGGCUGCAAUCCAAGCUGUGGCCCGUGCAGGGGCAGCCGGUGUCCUGCUGAUCGUGAAGAAUUACACAGGUGACCGUCUCAAUUUCGGGCUGGCUCUGGAGCGAGCGCGUAGAGAAGGGGUGGACGUGGAGAUGGUUGUGAUUGCAGAUGACUGCGCAUUCACCUCACCCAGGAAAGCCGGACGGCGUGGGAUCUGUGGGACGGUGCUGAUCCACAAGAUUGCAGGAGCAUUGGCUGAAGAGGGCAAAAGUUUGCCAGAAAUCCUCCGCACCGUGACGCUGGCCGCAUCUAGGAUGGGAACGUUGGGUGUCAGUCUUUCUCCAUGCAGUGUCCCGGGUUCUGGGCCAACUUUCCAACUUGCUGCAGACGAGCUGGAACUGGGGCUUGGUAUACACGGAGAGGCCGGCGUACGCAGGGAUAAGAUGAUGUCAUCUGAUGAAGUUGUGAAAAUUAUGAUAGAUCACAUGACAGACCCAGCCAGCCAAUCAAGAGUGGAUGUGAAUUCAGGUGACUCUGUGAUUCUGGUUGUGAAUAAUCUUGGGGGUUUAUCCUGUCUGGAGCUUCAGAUUGUUGCCGAUUCAGCAGUACGUCUCUUGGAGGAGAGGGGAGUGAUGAUUGAGCGCGCAGUGCUGGGGUCCUUUAUGACAGCGCUGGAGAUGAGUGGAGUCUCUCUGACCAUAAUGAAGUCUUCUCAAGAAAUCCUGAAGCUUUAUGACCAUGAAACUGCAGCUCCUGCUUGGCCCAGGGUCCCAUGCAUUCGGGUCACUGGCCAGACUCGCUGCCAUCCAUGUCCUCCAGAAAGUCCGCUACCUGAAGACCCUGAGCCAGAUGCCGAACGAGUGCAGGUCUACGUCCGUGUGCUGGGACACGUGUGUCGAGCUCUCCUUUCGCUGGAGGAAGAAUUAAAUGAUUUGGAUCGUGCAGCGGGAGACGGCGAUUGUGGAAGCACGCAUGCCCGAGCGGCACAUGCCAUCGAGGACUGGCUGAGUGGAGGGCAUCUUCCCUCGCAUCCCUCACGGCUCCUCACGGCUCUGUCUCAAGUCCUCCUGGAGAAGAUGGGAGGCACUUCUGGCGCGCUAUACAGCCUUUUCUUGACUGCGGCGGCACGGCCUUUGCAGGAUGACUCCAGCCCCCCAGCUUGGGCAGCUGCGAUGGAUGCUGGUAUAGGAGCCAUGAAGCGGUAUGGAGGAGCAGAGCCUGGCGAUAGGACCAUGCUGGAUUCUCUGUGUGCCGCGGGUCAUGCUCUCCAGCCCCUGCGCGGUCCAAACUGUGAUGUAAUGCGAAUCCUUUCUUCAGCCGUACAGAGCGCCGCUGCGGCUGCAGAGGACACCCGGCACAUGACGGCAGGAGCUGGGAGAGCCAGCUACAUCGGCUCAUCCUCACUUAGUCGUCCGGACCCCGGCGCCGUGGCAGCUGCAGCUAUUCUGAAAGCCGUGUGGGAAGGACUGGGAGGGAAGUGAGGAUUCGGUAUGUUUGUAAGCCCAGAAUUAGUGUUUAGGAAGCACCAAGUCUGCAGGUUCUUUGGAUCGUCUCAUUUGGACACAGAUUGACCAUGCCAGGUCGACCUCUUUGACAGAUCCGUGAUAGUGGCAGGACUGGCUAUAUUUCUUAAUUCCUGUAUUUCUGAAGAUUCCCCCUAAUUGUGCGGUCUCAGUUGAAUAAACACUUGAUUUGA
Molecule: messenger RNA, 2099 nt
Organism: Spea bombifrons (plains spadefoot toad)
Lineage: Eukaryota; Metazoa; Chordata; Amphibia; Anura; Pelobatidae
Gene: TKFC
Product: triokinase and FMN cyclase
Exons: 18
Coding region: 154-1884 (576 amino acids)
Biological process (GO): glycerol catabolic process
Cellular component (GO): cytosol
Molecular function (GO): ATP binding; glycerone kinase activity
Source: RefSeq, a predicted model, not a curated record